AAGAGUUAGCAAAACUAAGAUGUGUUUGGCAAGCCCCAUGUGAUUGAAGGGAGAAAAAGGACAGCUUGUGGCAUUUCACUAUCACUGCCCUGGGUGCCCAUCAUCAAGAAUCUCAUGCAGCCCUCUUCAUGUCUUCAUCAUCGAUUCAUCAGCAUCAGUAUACAAUAAUCUAUAUAUAUAUAUAGGAGAGAGAGAGAGGGAGACGUGCUUUGAUCUUGUGGUGCAUACUGUAUAGCACUGAUAUAGAGACAAAGUUAUGAGGCCCCAAAAGCAAAUCUGAUUGAAGAAGCUUCCUUGUAAACUUCCCCAAACGAAGAUCAUCUUUACUAUUAGUUCGCUCUCUUUGAAUUAUCAAAUUUCAAAUCCACACUAACCCAUCCUUUAUUUCCCGUUUAUUGAUCUGGGUUUUGAUUAUUUUGGUCUCCAGAGACCUUUUUCCUUAUCUGGGUCUAACUCGAAACGUCGUCGUUUCAUUCCCCUGUUCAAAACCUACCCUCACUUGGCCUUGUUCUCUCUUCCUUGAUCCGGGUCUUCCCCUUUUUGAUCUCUAGAGGCCUUUUCUUGUUCUUGGUGUCAGCCAAAACAUUGUCGUUUAACAUGAGGAAGAGGGAGAGGGAGAACCCGUGCGGGGUUUGUGGUCACUACCACAAAUAUGAGGAAGGAGAGGUUUGUGGUGUUUGUGGCCACCGGAUUCCGGCAUCAUCAGAGAAAACUUCGAUUCAGGUGAGCGCUUUUCCGUCAGAGAUCCUGCCGGAGUUUCUGUAUUUGGGCAGCUACGAUAACGCAUCGCGCUCGGAGCUUCUCAAGACUCAGGGAAUCUCUCGCGUUCUCAAUACGGUACCUGCUUGUCAAAAUCUCUACAAAAAUUCCUUCACUUAUUACUGCCUACCAGAUGACAAAAGUUUACCGUUUGAUGAUGCAAUUCAGUUUUUAGAGCAAUGUGAAAAGGACAAGGCUCGUGUUCUUGUACAUUGCAUGUCGGGAAAAAAUAGGUCACCAGCUAUUGUAAUAGCGUACUUGAUGAAGUGCAAAGGAUGGAGGUUUGCACAGAGCUAUCAGUGGGUGAAAGAGCGGAGACCAUCUGUUGAACUAUCUCAAGCUGUUCACGAGCAGUUGCAGGAGUAUGAGCGGAGUAUUUUUGGGUCGAUGGAGAGCAUUAGCCCCACCAUGCCAAUCUUCCAACCUUCAGGGGCAGCAUCCUUUACCUUUGGCUUCCCAAAGGCCAAUGAUCCACUUCCUGCUCCUGCCUUCAACACCAUUGGUGCUGCAUCCAUUUUUGCUCGUCCUCCUGCAGACGUUCCUCCACAUGAGUUCAAGUUCGGUGCUGGCCAGACCGACAAGAAUAUCGUGGAGAGCCCUUUCAUUGCCAACCCAUCAAAUCCAAAUAGCAGUGAUAUUCCCAUGGACAGCUCCUGAUUUCCUUGUUUUUUUUGCGAGAUCACCUGUUGGUAAGAAGUCCAAAUGAGUCCUGAUUUUGAAGAGUUCUUUUUUUUCAAUUUAAAUAUGAAAUCUGGAUGUAAAGUGGGAGUGGACGCUCAGACUUUUCGGUUUGGCAGAUUUUAAAUGUUGGUAUAUUAUGGGUGCCUUAAAUUUCUAAAAGUGCAACAGUCUCAUCCCUGAUCUUAUACAAGUUAAAUUCUUUUACAGUGUUA
Vitis riparia (riverbank grape) is the source of this 1652-nucleotide messenger RNA. Its product is annotated as protein-tyrosine-phosphatase IBR5. The coding region runs from base 598 to 1416 and encodes 272 amino acids. The transcript has 5 exons. Lineage: Eukaryota; Viridiplantae; Streptophyta; Magnoliopsida; Vitales; Vitaceae. Gene Ontology annotation, cellular component: nucleus. Gene Ontology annotation, molecular function: MAP kinase phosphatase activity; protein tyrosine/serine/threonine phosphatase activity. The record is from RefSeq and is a predicted model, not a curated record. Gene Ontology annotation, biological process: negative regulation of MAP kinase activity; protein dephosphorylation; auxin-activated signaling pathway.